AUGUCUACAGCCAAAUCUCGCCUCUCCAGCCUUCUCGGCCACUUUCAACAGCCCCUUGAUGCUAACAGCACAGCGACUCCCGCUCCGGUAAACAGCUUUAAAAAUGUCAAUUUCCACACAUUGUCUCCUACGUUCUUUCUGCCGAGGGCGGCGGCGAUAGAGCCAGAUCAUUUAUUAAUUUUGGUUGUCAUGCGCAAGGCCGAGGCGAUAUACCACAUUACAGCAAAUAACCAAGUGCUACGAAGAACCUACCAAGAGACUGCGGAUCGGGCUAGAGGGCUCGCCUAUUUUCUCAAGAAGCAUGGGUAUAAGAGAGUCGGGAUCCUGUGCCCAAACACACCGGCUUUUCUGGAGUCGAUUUUCGGUAUUGCCGCUGCGGGGGCCGUGAAUGUUUCCGUGAAUUAUCGACUUAAGGAGGACGAUAUCGCUUAUAUAUUUACUCAUUCUGACGCCGAAAUUAUCAUCGCUGACAAGGAAUACUUGCCGCUGCUGUCGGCCUAUAGAGCAGCGAAGCCGCAUGUUCGUGUCAUUUUGGAUACAGAUACAGAUGCAACAGAGGGCCAACUUGCGGGUCCAUUUGACGAGGCUAUUCUCGAGGGGUUGAAUUAUGACCGGGAUACAGGCAGAAAGGGCUGGAGUGCUCUUGAGAGCCAAGCCGCGUCUGAAGAUGAUGUUAUUGCGCUGGCAUAUACCAGUGGGACAACGGCGCGCCCGAAGGGAGUGGAAUACACUCAUCGUGGUUGUUAUCUUGCUGCUAUGGGCAAUAUCAUUGAGUCUGGGCUCAACUUUCAAGGACGGCGCUGUAAAUACUUGUGGACCUUGCCUAUGUUUCAUGCUAUGGGUUGGACUUUCCCUUGGGCCGUUACUGCAGUGCGCGGGACUCACUACUGCCUGCGCAAAAUCGACUAUCCGCAGAUCUGGAAACUUCUCAAGCAAGAGGGCGUCACCCACUUUAAUGCGGCUCCAACGGUGAAUACGUUGCUUUGCAGCUCUCCUGAAGCUGAGCCGCUUCCUGAACCAGUCCAUGUUACAGUCGCAGCGAGCCCGCCAACACCUCAUUUGUUCGAACAGAUGACGGGCUUAAAUUUGCAUCCAGUUCACGUUUACGGUAUGACGGAGACUUAUGGACCUAUCACUAAAGGGUACUAUAUGACGGCCUGGGAAAACCUCCCUCGCAAGGAGAAAUUUGCGCGAAUGGCACGGCAAGGGCAUGGUUUCCUGACCAGUCUUCCAGUACGGGUCAUCCAGACAGAGGUGCCUGAGGGCACCAUCAUUGAUGUCAAGCAGGACGGCAAGGAGAUUGGUGAGAUUGUGUUUGUCGGGAAUAUCUGUGCCAGGGGCUACUAUAAAGACCCCGAGGCUACGCGGAAAUUGUUUGCUGGCGGAGUCCUCCAUUCAGGAGACUUGGCUGUCUGGCAUCCAGAUGGGGCCAUUCAGAUUCUUGACAGAGCCAAGGAUAUUAUCAUUAGUGGAGGUGAGAACAUCUCGUCCGUUGCACUCGAGUCGAUGCUGGUCACCCAUCCGGAUAUUCUAGAGGCCGGUGUUGUCGCCGUUCCCGACAGCCAUUGGGGUGAACGGCCCAAAGCUUUUGUGACUGUCAAACCAGGGAGGCAGCUGAAGGGUAAAGAUGUCGUCGACUGGGCCAGGAACACUAGCGGAAUCAGCAAGUUCAUGGUUCCACGGGAAGUGGAGGUUGUCGCAGAGCUUCCCAAGACCAGCACUGGCAAGUUGAGGAAGAACGUUCUUCGUGAGUGGGCAAAGGAUGGAAGCCGAUCAUGACGGAUCUGCGUUUGAUGCAAGGUACCUAGAUAGAAUAAGAUAGUAUUGGAAAUAGAUGCAAAGCAAUACCUACUAUAUUGUUCACUAGUA
Messenger RNA from Aspergillus nidulans FGSC A4, 1869 nucleotides. RefSeq names its product putative AMP-binding domain protein. The transcript has 5 exons. Bases 1 to 1779 code for a protein of 592 amino acids. Lineage: Eukaryota; Fungi; Ascomycota; Eurotiomycetes; Eurotiales; Aspergillaceae. The record is from RefSeq and is a predicted model, not a curated record.